Molecule: messenger RNA, 441 nt
Organism: Saccostrea cuccullata (small rock oyster)
Lineage: Eukaryota; Metazoa; Mollusca; Bivalvia; Ostreida; Ostreidae
Exons: 3
Coding region: 1-345 (114 amino acids)
Source: RefSeq, a predicted model, not a curated record
AUGGAAUUCCAUGGAAUAUGCCUUGGAAUUCCAUGGAAGUUGCGGAAAAUCUACAUUAGGGUCUGGCGAUUGAUCCUGAAGCUGAUUCUGACAGACGAUUGCAUCAUCACAAUAUUAAAGGUUCAAUAUACAGUCAGCCUCUCAUCAGAAAAAAUCCAAAGAUCCAAGGCUUGCUUCAAAGUUAAGAGACCAUUCUGUGCCACAAAGAAAUUGUUUAGGAAGGGGAGAACUGGUGGAUUUGCAUUUUUGGUACAGUUCAAAGAGAUUUUCAAAAUGGUCAGAUCAGAGGGAGGACAACUGAAAAUAAUGGAGAUACAGAAGGAAAAAGAACAAGGAAAUAUAUGAAAUAAUUAUGAAAUGGGAGGAUGUACACAAUUUUGUCUGAAUUUGACCUGUAAAGAUUUUCCAUUCUUAUUUGUAUGCUGGAAUAUCAAAUAACUU